Elephantulus edwardii (Cape elephant shrew) is the source of this 14799-nucleotide messenger RNA. It is a transcript of the gene RYR1, whose product is annotated as ryanodine receptor 1 (skeletal). Gene Ontology annotation, biological process: intracellular calcium ion homeostasis; calcium ion transmembrane transport. The transcript is spliced from 107 exons. Gene Ontology annotation, molecular function: protein binding; ryanodine-sensitive calcium-release channel activity. NCBI's taxonomy places the organism in Eukaryota, Metazoa, Chordata, Mammalia, Macroscelidea, Macroscelididae. Bases 1 to 14799 code for a protein of 4932 amino acids. Gene Ontology annotation, cellular component: smooth endoplasmic reticulum; sarcolemma; Z disc. The record is from RefSeq and is a predicted model, not a curated record.
AUGGGUGACGGAGGAGAGGGCGAGGACGAGGUCCAGUUCCUGAGGACGGACGAUGAAGUGGUCCUGCAGUGCAGCGCCACGGUGCUCAAGGAGCAGCUCAAGCUGUGCCUGGCUGCGGAGGGCUUUGGUAACCGCCUCUGCUUCCUGGAGCCCACCAGCAAUGCCCAGAAUGUCCCCCCUGACCUGGCCAUCUGCUGCUUCGUGCUGGAGCAGUCACUGUCCGUGCGUGCCCUGCAAGAGAUGCUGGCCAACACUGUGGAGGCUGGUGUGGAGUCAUCUCAGGGUGGGGGUCACAGGACACUCCUGUAUGGCCAUGCUAUCCUGCUCCGGCAUGCCCACAGCCGCAUGUAUCUGAGCUGCCUCACCACCUCCCGCUCCAUGACUGACAAGCUGGCCUUCGAUGUGGGACUGCAGGAAGAUGCCACAGGAGAGGCCUGCUGGUGGACAAUGCACCCCGCCUCCAAGCAGAGAUCUGAAGGGGAAAAGGUCCGCGUUGGGGAUGACCUUAUCCUUGUCAGCGUCUCCUCUGAGCGCUACCUGCACCUCUCUACGGCCAGUGGUGAGCUCCAGGUUGACGCCUCCUUCAUGCAGACACUGUGGAACAUGAAUCCCAUCUGCUCCGGCUGUGAAGAGGGAUAUGUGACUGGGGGUCAUGUCCUCCGCCUCUUUCAUGGUCACAUGGAUGAAUGUCUGACCAUUUCCCCUGCCGACAGUGAAGACCAGCGCAGACUUGUCCACUACGAGGGGGGAGCUGUGUGCACCCAUGCCCGUUCCCUGUGGAGGCUGGAGCCUCUGAGGAUAAGCUGGAGUGGAAGCCACCUACGCUGGGGCCAGCCUCUCCGCAUCCGCCAUGUCACUACAGGUCGCUACCUGGGGCUUAUGGAGGACCAGGGCCUGGUGGUGCUAGAUGCCUCCAAGGCCCACACCAAAGCCACUUCCUUUUGCUUUCGAAUCUCCAAGGAAAAGCUGGACAUGGCCCCCAAACGGGACAUAGAAGGCAUGGGGCCUCCUGAGAUCAAAUAUGGGGAGUCACUGUGCUUUGUGCAGCACGUGGCCUCGGGCCUGUGGCUCACAUAUGCUGCUCCGGAUCCCAAGGCCCUGCGGCUUGGUGUGCUCAAGAAGAAGGCCAUGCUGCACCAGGAAGGCCACAUGGAUGAUGCCCUGUCGCUAACCCGCUGUCAGCAGGAGGAGUCCCAGGCCGCGAGAAUGAUCUAUAGCACUGCUGGCCUGUAUAACCUCUUCAUCAAGGGCCUGGACAGCUUCAGCGGGAAGCCGCGGGGCGGGGGGCCACCCGCUGGCACGGCGCUGCCCAUUGAGGGCGUCAUCCUGAGCCUGCAAGAUCUCAUUGGCUACUUUGAGCCUCCCUCAGAGGAGCUGCAGCACGAGGAGAAGCAGACCAAACUGCGCAGUCUCCGAAACCGCCAGAGCCUCUUUCAGGAGGAGGGGAUGCUCUCCCUGGUCCUGAAUUGCAUCGACCGUUUAAAUGUCUACACCACUGCUGCUCACUUCGCUGAAUUCGCAGGAGAGGAGGCGGCUGAGUCCUGGAAAGAGAUUGUGAACCUGCUCUAUGAACUCCUGGCAUCUCUAAUCCGUGGCAAUCGUACCAACUGUGCCCUCUUCUCAACCAACUUGGACUGGUUGGUCAGCAAGCUGGACCGUCUGGAGGCUUCAUCUGGAAUCCUGGAGGUGCUGUACUGUGUGCUGAUUGAGAGCCCCGAGGUCCUGAAUAUUAUCCAAGAGAACCACAUCAAGUCCAUCAUCUCCCUCUUGGACAAGCAUGGGAGGAACCACAAGGUCCUGGAUGUUCUGUGUUCCCUGUGUGUGUGCAAUGGUGUGGCCGUACGUUCCAACCAAGAUCUCAUCACCGAGAACCUGCUCCCUGGCCGAGAGCUUCUGCUGCAGACAAACCUCAUCAACUAUGUCACCAGCAUCCGCCCCAACAUCUAUGUGGGUCGAGCAGAGGGUUCUACCCAGUAUGGCAAAUGGUACUUCGAAGUGAUGGUGGAUGAAGUGGUUCCAUUUCUGACUGCUCAGCCCACUCACCUCCGGGUAGGCUGGGCCCUCACCGAGGGCUACAGCCCCUACCCUGGAGGAGGUGAGGGCUGGGGUGGAAAUGGAGUUGGCGACGACCUCUACUCCUAUGGCUUUGAUGGGCUGCAUCUAUGGACAGGACACGUGGCACGCCCGGUGACUUCUCCAGGGCAGCACCUGCUGGCCCCAGAGGAUGUGGUCAGCUGCUGCCUGGACCUCAGUGUACCAUCCAUCUCCUUCCGCAUCAAUGGCUGUCCAGUGCAAGGCGUGUUUGAGGCCUUCAACCUUGAUGGGCUCUUCUUCCCUGUUGUCAGCUUCUCAGCUGGUGUCAAAGUUCGGUUCCUCCUUGGUGGACGGCAUGGAGAAUUCAAGUUUCUGCCACCGCCUGGCUAUGCUCCCUGCCAUGAGGCUGUGCUCCCACGAGAAAAACUCCACCUUGAACCUAUCAAGGAGUAUCGGCGGGAGGGGCCUCGGGGUCCCCACCUGGUGGGCCCCAGCCGCUGCCUCUCACACACCGACUUUGUGCCCUGCCCGGUGGACACUGUCCAGAUCGUCCUGCCUCCCCAUCUGGAACGCAUUCGGGAGAAGCUGGCGGAGAACAUCCACGAGCUCUGGGCGCUGACCCGCAUCGAGCAGGGCUGGACCUAUGGCCCGGUUCGGGAUGACAACAAGAGGUUGCACCCGUGUCUUGUGAACUUCCACAGCCUCCCGGAGCCCGAGAGGAAUUACAACCUGCAGAUGUCGGGAGAGACGCUCAAGACCCUGCUGGCACUGGGAUGCCAUGUGGGCAUGGCAGAUGAGAAGGCAGAGGACAAUCUGAAGAAGACAAAGCUCCCCAAGACAUACAUGAUGAGCAAUGGGUACAAGCCAGCUCCUCUGGACCUGAGCCACGUGCGGCUGACACCAGCACAGACGACCUUGGUGGAUCGGCUGGCAGAGAAUGGGCACAAUGUGUGGGCCCGAGACCGUGUGGCCCAGGGCUGGAGUUACAGCGCUGUGCAGGACAUCCCCGCCCGCCGAAACCCACGUCUUGUGCCCUACCGCCUGCUUGACGAGGCCACCAAACGCAGCAACCGGGACAGCCUGUGCCAGGCUGUGCGCACUCUGCUGGGCUAUGGCUACAACAUCGAGCCACCUGACCAGGAACCCAGUCAGGUCGAGAGCCAGUCUCGUUGGGAUCGAGUGCGCAUCUUCCGAGCGGAGCGAUCCUAUGCGGUGCAGAGUGGCCGCUGGUACUUCGAGUUCGAGGCAGUCACCACGGGUGAGAUGCGAGUGGGCUGGGCCCGGCCAGAGCUGCGUCCCGACAUCGAACUGGGAGCUGAUGAUCUGGCUUAUGUCUUCAAUGGGCACCGCGGCCAGCGCUGGCACCUGGGCAGCGAACCAUUCGGGCGUCCCUGGCAGUCUGGUGACGUGGUCGGCUGCAUGAUUGACCUUUCAGAGAACAACAUCAUCUUCACCCUCAAUGGCGAAGUUCUCAUGUCUGACUCAGGCUCUGAAACUGCUUUCCGGGAUAUUGAGAUUGGGGACGGCUUCCUGCCUGUCUGCAGCUUGGGACCUGGCCAGGUGGGCCACCUGAACCUGGGCCAGGAUGUGAGCUCCCUGCGGUUCUUUGCCAUCUGUGGCCUCCAGGAAGGCUUUGAGCCCUUUGCCAUCAACAUGCAGCGCCCAGUCACCACCUGGUUCAGCAAAAGCCUCCCCCAGUUUGAGCCUGUGCCCCCUGAGCACCCUCAUUAUGAGGUUUCGCGUGUGGACGGCACUGUGGAUACUCCACCCUGCCUGCGCCUGACUCACCGCACAUGGGGCUCCCAGAACAGUCUAGUGGAGAUGGUCUUCCUCCGGAUGAGCCUUCCGGUCCAAUUCUAUCAGCACUUCCGCUGCACCGCAGGGGCCACUCCCCUGGCCGCACCAGGCAUGCAACCCCCAGCUGAAGAUGAGGCCCGAGCUGCAGAACCCGACCCGGACUACGAAAACCUGCGCCGUUCAGCCGGGCGCUGGGGCGAGGCUGAGGGGGGCAAAGAGGGAACUGCUAAGGAGGGGGUGCCUGGAGGCACCCCCCAGGCUGGGGCAGAAGCCCAGACAACCAGGGCAGAAAAUGAGAAGGAUGCAACCACAGAGAAAAAUAAGAAAAGAGGGUUCUUAUUCAAAGCCAAGAAGGCUGCCAUGAUGACUCAGCCACCAGCCACCCCAACUCUGCCCCGACUUCCUCGUGAUGUGGUGCCUGCCGAUGACCGCGAUGACCCUGAAAUCAUCCUCAACACCACCACGUACUAUUACUCUGUGAGGAUCUUUGCUGGUCAGGAGCCCAGCUGUGUGUGGGUGGGCUGGGUCACCCCCGACUACCAUCAGCAUGACAUGAACUUCGACCUCAACAAGGUCCGGGCCGUGACGGUGACCAUGGGGGAUGAACAAGGCAACGUCCACAGCAGCCUCAAAUGCAGUAACUGCUACAUGGUGUGGGGCGGGGACUUUGUGAGUCCUGGGCAGCAGGGCCGGAUAAGCAACACGGACCUCGUCAUUGGCUGCCUGGUAGACUUGGCUACUGGCUUAAUGACCUUUACGGCCAAUGGCAAAGAGAGCAACACCUUUUUCCAGGUGGAGCCUAACACAAAGCUGUUUCCAGCUACCUUUGUCCUGCCCACCCACCAGAAUGUUGUCCAGUUUGAGCUGGGGAAGCUGAAGAAUAUCAUGCCAUUGUCAGCCGCUAUGUUCCUGAGUGAGCGCAAGAACCCAGCCCCACAGUGUCCACCACGGCUGGAGGUGCAGAUGCUGAUGCCGGUCUCCUGGAGCCGCAUGCCCAACCACUUCCUGCAGGUGGAGACCCAGCGAGCUGGCGAGCGGCUGGGCUGGGCCGUGCAAUGCCAGGAGCCCCUGACCAUGAUGGCACUGCACAUCCCCGAGGAGAACCGGUGCAUGGACAUCCUGGAGCUGUCUGAGCGCCUGGACCUGCAGCGCUUCCAUUCCCACACCCUGCGCCUCUACCGCGCCGUGUGCGCGCUGGGCAACAACCGCGUGGCGCACGCUCUGUGCAGCCACGUGGACCAGUCGCUGCUGCUGCACGCGCUGGAGGAUGCGCACCUGCCCGGCCCGCUGCGGGCCGGCUACUACGACCUGCUCAUCAGCAUCCACCUCGAAAGCGCCUGCCGCAGCCGCCGCACCAUGCUCUCCGAGUACAUCGUGCCGCUCACGCCUGAGACCCGCAGCAUCACCCUCUUCCCGCCUGGAAAACGCGUGGACAACGGUCCUCGCCGCCAUGGGCUGCCCGGCGUCGGGGUGACCACCUCGCUGCGGCCCCCGCAUCACUUCUCGGAGCCCUGUUUCGUGGCCGCCCUGCCGGCGGCCGGUGUGGGAGAAGCCCCGGCCAGCCUCAGCCCCUCCAUCCCCCUGGAGGCCCUGCGGGACAGAGCGCUGAGGAUGCUGGGGGAGGCCGUGCGAGACGGCGGGCAGCACGCGCGAGACCCCGUCGGGGGGUCUGUGGAAUUCCAGUUUGUGCCGGUGCUCAAACUUGUGUCUACACUGCUGGUAAUGGGUGUCUUUGAUGAUGAGGAUGUAAAACAGAUUCUGAAGAUGAUCGAACCUGAAGUGUUCACUGAAGAGGAGGAGGAGGAAGAGGAGGAGGAGGAAGAAGAAGAUGAGGAAGAGAAGGAGGAGGAUGAAGAGGAAGAGGCAGAGGAGAAAGAAGAGGCAGCAGAAGGGGAGAAAGAAGAAGGCUUGGAGGAGGGGCUGCUUCAGAUGAAGUUGCCGGAAUCUGUGAAGUUGCAGAUGUGCCACCUGCUGGAGUAUUUCUGUGACCAAGAGCUCCAGCACCGUGUGGAGUCCCUGGCAGCAUUUGCGGAGCGCUAUGUGGACAAGCUACAGGCCAACCAGCGAGGCCGCUAUGGCCUCCUCAUGAAAGCCUUCACAAUGUCUGCAGCUGAGACUGCCCGACGCACCCGCGAGUUCCGCAGCCCACCCCAAGAGCAGAUCAACAUGCUGUUACACUUCAAAGAUGGUGCAGAUGAGGAAGACUGCCCUCUCCCUGAAGACAUUCGGCAGGACUUGCUUGAAUUUCAUCAAGACCUGCUGGCACACUGUGGAAUUCAGCUGGAAGGGGAGGAGGAAGAACCGGAGGAAGAGGCCACUCUGGCCAGCCGCCUGAUAAGCCUGUUGGAGAAAGUGCGACUGGUGAAAAAGAAGGAGGAGGCCCCUGAGGAGGAGCCACCAGCAGAGGAGAGCAAACCCCAAUCCCUGCAGGAGCUGGUGUCCCACACGGUGGUGCGCUGGGCUCAGGAGGACUUCGUGCAGAGCCCCGAGCUGGUGCGCGCCAUGUUCAGCCUCCUGCAUCGGCAGUACGACAGUCUUGGGGAGCUGCUGCGUGCCCUGCCGCGAGCAUACACCAUCUCGCCAUCCUCCAUGGAGGACACCAUGAGCUUGCUCGAGUGCCUUAGCCAGAUCCGCUCUCUGCUCAUCGUGCAGAUGGGCCCCCAGGAGGAGAACCUCAUGAUCCAGAGCAUUGGAAACAUCAUGAACAACAGAGUCUUCUACCAACACCCAAACCUGAUGCGAGCGCUUGGCAUGCACGAGACUGUCAUGGAGGUCAUGGUGAAUGUCCUAGGGGGCGGCGAGUCCAAGGAGAUCCGCUUCCCCAAAAUGGUGACGAGUUGCUGCCGCUUCCUUUGCUACUUCUGCCGCAUCAGCCGUCAGAACCAGCGCUCCAUGUUUGACCACCUGAGCUACCUGCUGGAGAACAGUGGCAUUGGCCUGGGCAUGCAGGGGUCCACGCCCCUGGAUGUGGCAGCUGCCUCCGUCAUUGACAACAACGAGCUGGCCUUGGCACUGCAGGAGCAGGACCUGGAGAAGGUGGUGUCCUACCUGGCAGGUUGUGGCCUGCAAAGCUGCCCCAUGCUCCUGGCCAAAGGUUACCCUGACAUCGGCUGGAACCCCUGUGGCGGCGAGCGCUACUUGGACUUCCUGCGAUUUGCUGUCUUUGUCAAUGGCGAGAGCGUGGAGGAAAACGCCAACGUGGUGGUGCGGCUGCUCAUCCGCAAGCCUGAGUGCUUCGGGCCUGCACUGCGAGGUGAGGGCGGCUCAGGGCUUCUGGGCGCCAUUGAGGAGGCUAUCCGCAUCUCCGAGGACCCCGCCCGGGACGGCCCAGGCGUGCGCAGGGACCGCAGGCGCGAGCACUUUGGGGAGGAGCCCCCAGAGGAAAACCGGGUGCACCUGGGACACGCCAUCAUGUCCUUCUAUGCUGCCUUGAUCGACCUGCUGGGACGCUGUGCGCCAGAGAUGCACCUAAUCCAAGCCGGUAAGGGUGAGGCCCUGCGGAUCCGUGCCAUCCUGCGUUCCCUCGUGCCUCUAGACGACCUUGUGGGCAUCAUCAGUCUUCCGCUGCAAAUCCCCGCCCUGGGCAAAGAUGGAGCUCUGGUACAGCCAAAGAUGUCAGCCUCCUUUGUGCCGGACCACAAGGCAUCCAUGGUUCUCUUCCUGGACCGUGUGUAUGGUAUUGAAAACCAGGACUUCUUGCUGCAUGUGCUGGAUGUGGGGUUUCUGCCUGACAUGAGGGCAGCCGCCUCACUGGACACGGCCACUUUCAGCACCACCGAGAUGGCGCUGGCGCUAAACCGCUACCUUUGCCUGGCCGUGCUGCCACUCAUCACCAAAUGUGCGCCUCUCUUUGCGGGAACCGAGCACAGGGCCAUCAUGGUGGACUCCAUGCUUCACACGGUGUACCGCUUGUCCCGCGGCCGCUCGCUUACCAAGGCACAGCGCGAUGUCAUCGAGGACUGCCUCAUGGCACUUUGCAGGUACAUCCGCCCGUCCAUGCUGCAGCACCUGCUGCGACGGCUAGUGUUCGAUGUGCCCAUCCUCAAUGAGUUCGCCAAGAUGCCGCUUAAGCUUCUCACGAACCACUAUGAGCGUUGCUGGAAGUACUACUGUCUUCCCACUGGUUGGGCCAACUUUGGGGUCACCUCGGAGGAGGAGCUACACCUCACUCGGAAACUCUUCUGGGGCAUCUUUGAUUCCUUGGCCCAUAAGAAGUAUGACCAGGAGCUGUACCGAAUGGCCAUGCCUUGUCUGUGUGCCAUUGCAGGGGCCUUGCCCCCUGACUACGUGGAUGCCUCGUACUCAUCCAAGGCUGAGAAAAAAGCCACAGUAGAUGCUGAAGGCAACUUUGACCCCCGGCCUGUGGAGACCCUCAAUGUGAUCAUCCCAGAGAAGCUGGACUCAUUCAUCAACAAAUAUGCAGAAUACACACACGAGAAGUGGGCCUUUGACAAGAUCCAGAACAACUGGUCCUAUGGGGAGAACAUAGAUGAAGAACUGAAGACCCACCACAUGCUGAGGCCCUACAAGACCUUUUCAGAGAAGGACAAAGAGAUUUACCGCUGGCCCAUCAAAGAGUCCUUGAAGGCCAUGAUUGCCUGGGAAUGGACGAUAGAGAAGGCCAGGGAGGGUGAGGAAGAGAAGACAGAGAAGAAAAAGACCCGGAAGAUCUCUCAGACUGCCCAGACCUAUGACCCGCGAGAGGGCUACAAUCCCCAACCCCCUGAUCUUUGUGGAGUUACCCUGUCCCGUGAGCUGCAGGCAAUGGCAGAACAGCUGGCAGAGAAUUACCACAACACAUGGGGGCGCAAGAAGAAGCAGGAGCUGGAGGCCAAGGGCGGAGGGACCCACCCCCUGCUAGUCCCCUACGACACGCUCACUGCGAAGGAGAAGGCGCGAGAUCGGGAAAAGGCCCAGGAGCUGUUGAAGUUCCUGCAGAUGAAUGGCUACGCGGUCACCAGAGGCCUAAAGGAUAUGGAGCUGGACACGUCAUCCAUUGAGAAGCGGUUCGCCUUUGGCUUCCUGCAGCAGUUACUGCGUUGGAUGGACAUUUCCCAAGAGUUCAUUGCUCACCUGGAGGCUGUGGUCAGUAGUGGACGCGUGGAAAAGUCCCCGCAUGAACAAGAGAUUAAAUUCUUUGCCAAGAUUCUGCUCCCUUUGAUUAACCAGUACUUCACCAACCACUGUCUGUAUUUCCUGUCCACGCCGGCCAAGUUGCUGGGCAGUGGUGGCCAUGCCUCCAACAAGGAGAAGGAAAUGAUCACCAGCCUGUUCUGCAAACUUGCAGCUCUUGUCCGUCACCGAGUCUCUCUCUUCGGAACUGAUGCCCCAGCUGUGGUCAACUGUCUGCACAUCCUGGCGCGCUCCCUGGAUGCCAGGACAGUCAUGAAAUCAGGUCCUGAGAUAGUGAAAGCUGGCCUCCGCUCCUUCUUCGAGAGUGCUUCAGAGGACAUUGAGAAAAUGGUCGAGAACCUGCGGCUGGGCAAGGUGUCCCAGGCUCGGACGCAGGUGAAGGGUGUGGGCCAGAACCUUACCUACACUACGGUGGCGCUGCUGCCCGUUCUCACCACCCUCUUCCAGCACAUCGCCCAGCACCAGUUCGGGGAUGACGUCAUACUGGAUGACGUCCAGGUCUCUUGCUACCGAACUCUGUGCAGUAUCUACUCCCUGGGGACCACCAAGGGCACUUAUGUGGAAAAGCUGCGGCCUGCCCUCGGAGAAUGCCUGGCCCGGCUGGCCGCGGCCAUGCCGGUGGCCUUCCUGGAGCCCCAGCUGAACGAGUAUAAUGCCUGCUCUGUAUACACCACCAAGUCUCCCCGGGAGCGGGCCAUCCUGGGGCUCCCCAACAGCGUGGAGGAGAUGUGCCCAGACAUUCCAGUGCUGGAGCGGCUCAUGGCAGACAUUGGGGGCCUGGCCGUGUCGGGGGCCCGAUACACUGAGAUGCCACAUGUCAUCGAGAUCACACUGCCAAUGCUGUGCAGCUAUCUGCCCCGCUGGUGGGAGUAUGGGCCUGAGGCGCCUCCACCCUCCCUGGCCGCUGGCGCGCCCCCACCCUGCACAGCUGUCACCUCCGACCACCUCAACUCUCUGCUGGGAAACAUCUUGCGGAUCAUUGUCAACAACCUGGGCAUCGACGAGGCCUCGUGGAUGAAGCGACUUGCUGUGUUUGCCCAGCCCAUUGUGAGUCGGGCCCGGCCUGAGCUCCUGCACUCCCACUUCAUCCCCACAAUUGGGCGGCUGCGUAAGCGGGCGGGCAAGGUGGUGGCAGAGGAGGAACAACUGCGCCUGGAAGCCAAGGCUGAGGCUGAGGAGGGCGAGCUCCUGGUGCGGGACGAGUUCUCAGUGCUCUGCCGGGACCUGUACGCCCUCUACCCUCUGCUCAUCCGCUACGUGGACAACAACAGGGCACAAUGGCUGACAGAGCCCAAUCCCAAUGCAGAGGAGCUGUUCAGGAUGGUGGGCGAAAUCUUCAUCUACUGGUCCAAGUCUCACAAUUUUAAGCGUGAGGAGCAGAACUUUGUGGUCCAGAAUGAGAUCAAUAACAUGUCAUUUUUGACUGCGGACAACAAGAGCAAGAUGGCCAAGGCAGGAGAUGUACAGUCAGGUGGCUCAGACCAGGAACGCACCAAGAAGAAGCGACGGGGAGAUCGGUACUCGGUGCAGACGUCACUGAUUGUAGCCACACUUAAGAAGAUGCUGCCCAUUGGCCUAAACAUGUGUGCACCCACAGACCAGGAACUCAUCACAUUGGCCAAGACCCGCUACGCCCUGAAAGACACUGAUGAGGAGGUCCGGGAGUAUCUGCACAACAAUCUUCACCUUCAGGGAAAGGUGGAAGGCUCCCCUUCUCUACGCUGGCAGAUGGCUCUGUACCGGGGUGUCCCGGGCCGAGAGGAGGACACGGAUGACCCAGAGAAAAUCGUGCGUAGAGUCCAGGAAGUGUCCGCAGUGCUCUACCAUCUGGAGCAGACGGAGCAUCCUUACAAAUCCAAGAAGGCCGUGUGGCACAAGCUCCUGUCCAAGCAACGCCGGCGGGCCGUGGUAGCCUGUUUCCGCAUGACUCCCCUGUACAACCUGCCCACGCACCGAGCAUGCAACAUGUUCCUGGAGAGUUAUAAGGCCGCGUGGAUCCUGACUGAGGAUCACAGCUUUGAGGACCGCAUGAUAGACGACCUUUCAAAAGCUGGGGAGCAAGAGGAAGAGGAAGAAGAGGAGGAGGAAAAGAAGCCAGAUCCCCUGCACCAAUUGGUCCUCCACUUCAGCAGAACGGCUUUGACUGAAAAGAGCAAACUGGAUGAAGAUUACCUGUAUAUGGCGUAUGCUGACAUUAUGGCAAAGAGCUGCCACCUGGAGGAGACAGAGGAGAACGUGGAAGCUGAAGAAGAGGUGGAAGUUUCCUUUGAGGAGAAGGAGAUGGAAAAGCAGAGGCUCCUGUACCAGCAGGCAAGGUUGCACAACCGAGGGGCUGCAGAGAUGGUGCUGCAGAUGAUCAGUGCUUGCAAAGGAGAGACGGGAUCUAUGGUGUCUUCCACCCUGAAGCUGGGCAUCUCCAUCUUGAAUGGAGGCAAUGCAGAGGUGCAACAGAAGAUGCUCGAUUAUCUGAAGGACAAGAAGGAAGUUGGCUUCUUCCAGAGUAUCCAGGCGCUGAUGCAAACAUGCAGCGUCCUCGAUCUCAAUGCUUUCGAGAGACAAAACAAGGCAGAGGGGCUGGGCAUGGUGAAGGAGGAUGGAACUGUCAACAAUCGCCAGAACGGAGAAAAGGUCAUGGCAGACGACGAAUUCACCCAGGACUUGUUUCGCUUCUUGCAGCUGCUCUGCGAGGGGCACAACAAUGAUUUCCAGAACUACCUGCGGACACAGACCGGAAACACGACCACUAUCAACAUCAUCAUCUGCACAGUGGACUAUCUCUUGCGUCUGCAGGAGUCCAUCAGCGACUUCUACUGGUACUACUCAGGCAAGGAUGUCAUUGAGGAGCAGGGCAAGAGGAACUUUUCCAAGGCCAUGUCAGUGGCUAAACAAGUGUUCAACAGCCUCACCGAGUACAUCCAGGGCCCCUGCACCGGGAACCAGCAGAGCCUGGCGCACAGCCGCCUCUGGGACGCCGUGGUGGGAUUCCUGCACGUGUUUGCCCACAUGAUGAUGAAACUCGCUCAGGACUCGAGUCAGAUCGGCCUGUUGAAGGAGCUGCUGGAUCUACAGAAGGACAUGGUGGUGAUGUUGCUGUCAUUACUAGAAGGGAACGUGGUGAACGGCAUGAUUGCCCGGCAGAUGGUGGACAUGUUGGUGGAAUCCUCAUCCAACGUGGAAAUGAUCCUCAAGUUCUUUGACAUGUUUCUGAAACUCAAGGACAUCAUGGGCUCAGAGGCCUUCCAGGACUACAUCGUUGAUCCCCGUGGUCUCAUCUCCAAGAAGGACUUCCAAAAGGCCAUGGACAGCCAGAAGCAGUUCACAGGCCCAGAAAUCCAGUUCCUGCUUUCCUGCUCUGAAGCCGACGAGAACGAGAUGAUUAACUGCGAGGAGUUCGCCAGCCGCUUUGAGGAGCCAGCCCGCGACAUUGGCUUCAAUGUGGCAGUGCUGCUGACCAAUCUGUCGGAGCACGUGCCGCACGACCAGCGCCUGCGCAGCUUCCUGGAGCUGGCUGAGAGCAUCCUCGAGUACUUCCGACCCUACCUGGGCCGCAUAGAGAUCAUGGGUGCCUCCCGCCGCAUCGAGCGGAUCUACUUUGAGAUCUCGGAGACCAACCGUGCGCAGUGGGAGAUGCCCCAGGUGAAGGAGUCCAAACGCCAGUUCAUCUUCGACGUGGUGAACGAAGGCGGCGAGGCGGAGAAGAUGGAGCUGUUCGUCAGCUUCUGCGAGGACACCAUCUUCGAGAUGCAGAUCGCUGCCCAGAUCUCGGAGCCCGAGGGCGAACCUCCCGAGGACGAGGACGAGGGCGCGGAGGCGGGCGCCGAGGGCGCGGAGGCGGGCACGGGGGCCAAGAAGGUGACGGUGACUGAGCUCCUGGCCGGCAUGCCCGACCCCACGGGCGACGAGGUGCACGGCGAGCAGCAGGCCGGGGCUGGUGAAGACGCGGACGGCGAGGGCGCUGGCGAGGCGGCAGAGGGUGCUGGGGACGAGGAGGCGGCAGCGGGCGAGACUGGCGCAGGCGGCGGAGACGGGGCCGUGGCCGUGGCCGAGGGAGGGCCCUUCCGACCGGAAGGGGCAGGCGGCCUUGGGGACAUGGGUGACACCACACCGGUCGAGCCACCCACGCCCGAGGGCUCCCCCAUCCUGAAGAGGAAGCUGGGGGUGGAAGGAGAGGAAGAAGAGCUGCCUCCAGAACCGGAACCGGAACCAGAGUUGGAGAAAGCUGAUGCCGAAAACGGGGAAAAGGAAGAAAUUCCUGAACCUGAACCUGAGACCCCUGAGAAGACAGCACCUCCUCCACACCCUCCAAAGAAAGAGGAAGCCAAGGGUGGGGGCAUGGAGUUCUGGGAAGAACUGGAAGUACAGAGGGUGAAAUUCUUGAACUACCUCUCUCGGAAUUUCUACACCCUGCGGUUCCUUGCUCUCUUCUUGGCCUUUGCUAUCAACUUCAUCUUGCUGUUUUAUAAGGUCUCAGACUCUCCACCAGGGGAGGAGGACAUGGAGGGCUCAGCAGCAGGGGAUCUGUCGGGUGCAGGGUCCGGCGGUGGCUCUGGCUGGGGCUCAGGGGCCGGCGAGGAGACAGAAGGUGACGAGGAUGAGAACAUGGUGUACUAUUUCCUGGAGGAGAGCACGGGCUACAUGGAGCCUGCCCUGCGUUGCCUGAGCCUGCUGCACACACUCGUGGCCUUUCUCUGCAUCAUUGGCUACAACUGUCUCAAGGUACCUCUGGUGAUCUUUAAGCGAGAGAAGGAGCUGGCCAGGAAACUGGAGUUUGAUGGCUUUUAUAUCACAGAGCAGCCAGAGGACGAUGACGUCAAAGGACAGUGGGACCGGCUGGUGCUCAACACACCAUCUUUCCCGAGCAACUACUGGGACAAGUUUGUGAAGCGGAAGGUUCUGGAAAAGCACGGUGACAUCUACGGACGGGAGCGGAUCGCCGAGCUCCUGGGCAUGGACCUGGCCUCCCUGGAGAUCACAGCCCAUAACGAGCGGAAGCCUGAGCCCCCGCCCGGCCUGCUCACCUGGCUCAUGUCCAUUGAUGUCAAGUACCAGAUCUGGAAGUUUGGGGUCAUCUUUACAGACAACUCCUUUCUGUACCUGGGGUGGUACAUGGUGAUGUCGCUCCUGGGCCACUACAACAACUUCUUUUUCGCCGCCCAUCUCCUGGACAUCGCCAUGGGGGUCAAGACACUGCGUACCAUUCUCUCCUCUGUAACCCACAACGGGAAACAGCUGGUGAUGACUGUGGGCCUCCUGGCUGUGGUGGUCUACCUGUACACCGUGGUGGCCUUCAACUUCUUCCGCAAGUUCUACAACAAGAGCGAGGACGAGGAUGAGCCCGACAUGAAGUGUGACGACAUGAUGACAUGUUACCUGUUCCACAUGUAUGUGGGUGUUCGCGCUGGUGGGGGCAUCGGAGAUGAGAUUGAGGACCCGGCAGGAGACGAGUAUGAGCUGUACCGGGUGGUCUUCGACAUCACUUUCUUCUUCUUCGUCAUUGUCAUCCUGCUGGCCAUCAUCCAGGGUCUGAUCAUUGAUGCUUUCGGUGAGCUCCGAGACCAGCAAGAGCAAGUGAAGGAGGAUAUGGAGACCAAAUGCUUCAUCUGCGGAAUUGGCAGUGACUACUUCGAUACAACACCGCAUGGGUUCGAGACCCACACGCUGGAGGAGCACAAUUUAGCCAAUUACAUGUUUUUCCUGAUGUAUCUGAUAAACAAGGACGAGACGGAACACACGGGCCAGGAGUCCUAUGUGUGGAAGAUGUAUCAGGAGAGAUGCUGGGACUUCUUCCCGGCUGGUGACUGUUUCCGCAAGCAGUAUGAGGAUCAGCUUAGCUGA